Messenger RNA from Dicrocoelium dendriticum, 2253 nucleotides. NCBI's taxonomy places the organism in Eukaryota, Metazoa, Platyhelminthes, Trematoda, Plagiorchiida, Dicrocoeliidae. The record is from the annotation of a GenBank genome assembly.
ACUUCUUUGGAUAAGUCCCGCCAUAAUUAGGGGCCAGUGGAUUCACAGGAAGCGGGAGUACAAAAUUUGGAUACUAGGCUUUUGUCGAUUGAAAAUAUAUUCCACCGAACUUUCACACUUGUCAGUGUAGGUGGUAUACGCGGACGCACUUCGUAUAGUUCUAACCGUUUUAUAUUUAGCAUAUUAAUUCCUGUCAGCGUUUUGGUGGUUGAUCUAAUGACGCACAGGAACGUGGAACAAAUGGUGUGAUUGCCCGAGUACCAUCCUCAGCCUAACGUUAAUUAUUAAUCCGAAAGAAGAAAAUUAUCUCUACUCGCAAGUGCAGGUCCAACCUAGCAUUCUAACCUAUAUUCUUGGCUUUUUACACCCGCGAAUUCUCCGGUCCCCAGAUAAUGAAGCUGUGCAUAUGUCAACUAUGCAAUUGUGGCCGACAUCGAUGUCCCCAUGCAGUACGAGUUCCAAAAUCAAUUGGACCUUGCGCCAUUUCUGAAUACACCAACAAAUACAUUGCCUAUCCCAUAAAACCAGUGGAGUCCUGUAAGCCACCACACAAGGGUAUCGACGCUCAGGGACCGAUCAGCUCCUACACGACACAUCGGGUUGAUUAUGUUGCACCUCCGUUGGACAAACAGCCUUCGUGUAAAAGAGAGGCCUGUUACGAACCGCCAAAAACAAAAUUUGAUGGGCAAUCCACCUAUACUAGAGAAUACAUCGCGAAACCACUUCAAAAAUCUCACUCAUGUAAACCACCCGCGAGGCGUGCCACGGAAGCGAAAUUCGAAGGAGAGGCAACAUAUACAUCCGACUACCGGAAGUGGCCGUUGGAGCCGAGGCAUCCUCAUGUAGUGGACGAAUACAUGAAACCGACAGAACCAUUCCGUGGACUACCCACUUACACCUCGGACUACAUUCGACACCAAUUAAAGCCUACUCAGUCGUGUAAGCCAACGCAACGAUACACCAAGCCCGUGGUAGCUUUUGAUGGAAUCAGUGAUUAUCGUGAUGCGUACAGACAACCUAUGGUGACGGAGCGCGCCCAUCCAGUUGUCACCAAGGUCUGUGUGCAAAAAGCAACAGCUCCGAUGGAAGGCAUCUCAACACAUAUGCGUGAUUACGUCUGGAAGACUGGAGAACCAGGUGCGUCUUGUAAACCCGCGUACACCGGGCUAUCUUCGGAGGCCCCGUUCCAAUCGGACACGACUAAUCGGGUGGAUUUCAAGCCAUGGCCUGCGAACUUGAAGCGCACUCUAUCGUCACCCCAUAUGGUUAGCUACGAACUGCCCAAGUGUAAAAUGGAUUCGGACACCACGUACCACCACGAUUACAUCCCGCAUCCAGGGUCGAAGAAGGCACAGCCUGUUGAACCACAGACUUGCCGGAUGAUCAGCACCGCACCGUUUAAAGGAAUCUCGGACUAUCAGGACAGUUUCCGUGCUUGGGCGAUCGGCCCCCGACAAAAAGGAUUCGGUCCAGGAGCCGGCUUCUACCAGUCUAACGCUCCGUUCGAUGGCCGCAGCACCAACAAACAAUACUACGUGGCCCAUGCGGGAUGUAGACCAGCGGAGUCAUGCAAGCCUCAUCCAUCUGUGCUUCACACCGGAGUACCUUUCGAUGGUGCCACAUCGUACCGGACGGACUACACGCCAAAGCGAGCAGAGCGCUGUCCAGCCGCCCUGUUGAACACGGAAUUAAGCCCAUACGUGUAUGCACAUAAGGACGAGAAUGGACAUCUGUUAUACUGUAAGACUACAGAGAUCAAAUGCCCAAUAGAAGCCUCUCUGGAACCUUCGCAAAUCAAUCUGAUCACAAACGUGCCUGUCGCAGUGGCCAACUGAACCAGCUGUUGCUCUACACUGUUGCCGCAUCAUGAGCGCAUCUGCUACAUCUAUUCUAUUCAAACUCUGCGAUUCUUACAACAGUGGAGCCAUUACUUUAUCCUUCUAGAGAGUCAAAUUUCCUAUUUUAUUGCGUAGUUAAUAAACUAUCGUUUAAUAGAUGUUUCCACCUUUUGUAGACAAAUUAUUAGACAUUUUUGCGCCAUGAUAUUUCCGAGCCUCCAGAUUGUCUCCUUCGUGUUUGUCGUCGCAACCCACGCGCAUAUAUGAACUGGAUUCGGUUCUGUCCGAAUCCACCUAUCUCCAAUUCUAUUUACCCACACCGCAGAUAUUUCUCACUACUACGUUACAUUUCGUGUUUUAUAGCUAGAAAUAUGACGAUGUUCACGUAAUAAAGCCACAUGUUUUGUUUUUGCUC